This is a messenger RNA of Vigna umbellata (rice bean), 1674 nucleotides long. Its product is annotated as lysophospholipid acyltransferase LPEAT1. Gene Ontology annotation, molecular function: lysophosphatidylethanolamine acyltransferase activity. Gene Ontology annotation, biological process: phospholipid metabolic process. NCBI's taxonomy places the organism in Eukaryota, Viridiplantae, Streptophyta, Magnoliopsida, Fabales, Fabaceae. Gene Ontology annotation, cellular component: endoplasmic reticulum. The record is from RefSeq and is a predicted model, not a curated record.
GGAAAAAGCGCAUUUUUGAGGAAAGAAAAAGCAGGCAGGAGAGGAUGUGGUUUGCGUGGGCAAAUUUUGGUGAGAUCGCAUAAGCGAAUGAAUUAAAAAGAAGGAAAGAGAAGCAUCGUCGUCUAUCCUUUUCUCCCGUUGCGUCGCUGCAUUUCCCUUCUCUCUCUUCCUAAAACCCUAAAUCUGCCAUGGAAGGGAAAACCAGUGACUAAUUCAUCAAUCAAAGUGACUUCAUCGUUCGAUCCACUAUGGAGUCGGAGCUCAAAGACCUCAAUUCCAAGCCUCCCAACGGCAGUUCCGCCAGGGAUGACCGUCCUCUCCUCAAGUCCGAGUCUCUAGCCUCCGCUGACAGCAUCGCCGAGAUGGAAAAGAAGUUCGCUGCAUACGUUCGCCGCGACAUCUACGGCACCAUGGGACGCGGCGAGUUGCCGCCGAAGGAGAAGCUCUUGCUCGGUUUCGCGUUGGUCACUCUUCUCCCUAUCAGAGUUCUUCUCGCGUUCACCGUAUUGCUCUUCUAUUACUUAAUUUGUAGGGUUUGUACUCUAUUCUAUGCGCCCAAUCGCGAAGAUGAACAAGAAGAUUACGCUCACAUGAGUGGCUGGAGGAGGGCGGUUAUUGUUUCCUGUGGACGCGCUCUCUCUAGAGUCAUGCUCUUCAUCUUUGGCUUUUAUUGGAUCCCCGAAUCUAACUCUGCUUCUCAGGAAGACAAGCAACAGCCUGAAGAGUCGGACAGACCUGGUGUAAUAAUAUCUAACCAUGUGUCAUACCUGGACAUUUUGUAUCACAUGUCAUCCUCGUUCCCUAGUUUUGUUGCUAAGAGAUCAGUGGCUAGACUUCCUCUCGUUGGUCUCAUCAGUAAGUGCCUUGGUUGUGUCUAUGUUCAGCGGGAGUCAAAGUCAUCAGACUUCAAGGGUGUUUCAGCUAUUGUCACUGAUAGAAUUCGAGAAGCUCAUCAGAAUGAGUCCGCUCCAUUAAUGAUGUUAUUUCCAGAAGGUACAACCACAAAUGGAGAGUUCCUCCUUCCAUUCAAAACUGGUGGUUUUUUGGCAAAGGCACCAGUACUUCCUGUGAUUUUAAGAUAUCAUUACCAGAGAUUUAGCCCUGCCUGGGAUUCCAUAUCUGGGGUGAGGCAUGUGAUAUUUCUCCUAUGUCAAUUUGUAAAUUUUAUAGAGGUGAUCCGAUUACCUGUUUACCAUCCUUCACAACAGGAGAUGGAUGACCCCAAACUUUAUGCCAAUAAUGUUAGAAGAUUGAUGGCUUCUGAGGGUAAUUUGACACUUUCUGAUAUUGGGCUUGCUGAAAAACGAACAUAUCAUGCUGCUCUCAAUGGUAAUAAUAGCCUGCCUAGUGUUUUGCAUCAGAAAGACGAAUGAUAAUUUCUGGCCCCCGUCUCAAAUGAAACGUAGUUCCAUUCGAGUUUUAGUUUCAACUUAGUAUUUGCUUAAGAAUUGUCGGCUUGCGUGAGGGGUAUUUAAAUUAGUAUACAUUCACCUAAACAUCUGAAUGGUACUUAUGUAAUUUUAUUGUAAAUAAUGAGACUCAUAAUGUUUAAUUGACGGUGUUCUAUUGAGGCACACAGUUCAAGAUCCAUUAGUGUUGCUGUGCGUUCACGUUUUCUAUUGUGAUAAAUGACCUGAACUGAUUUGAGAAAAGCCAUGUAACCUUAGAUCUGAA